AUAAUGUGAUUAUGUUAAGGCGCCAUUAAUGUCCAGCUGAAGAGUGGUGUCGCCGCCGCCUCCUUCCACCCGGGGUUACCACUCAAGUGUAACUUUUAUGAACUUUAUAUACAAUAUUUUAUAAAAAUUGCUGCGCAAAUAUAGAACACAAAGUGAACAUAAGAGUGGCAGCAGCAGCAGCGUCUACCUCUGUCAUAAUUAUACAAAGAAUUCACAAGAAGGCAACUCAAGUUGAAGACACUAAAGCGUCGUCAACAGGUAUGGGGGUCUCAGUGUCUUGGCGGACUCUGACAAGGAAGGACGUGCCAACAUGAAGGGUCCAACGUCAUCUACUCUGCUGCUGCUGCUGGCCAGUGUUUCGUUGGCCACUGUGGCCAGCGCUCUGGCUCAAGGCAGCUGCACGCCUCGUACAGGAGGCCGGGGCCGGUGUGUCGAAAUUCGCAGCUGCCCAAGCGUGCUGAGGACCUUCCGUCUCAUCCUUCCCGUAUUCUGUAACCACCGUGGAAGGUUUCUAGUUGUCUGCUGUCCUGCUGUAGGAGACGAUCAACCGGCGGCCACAGAGGACAUCUCUCCACCCAUAGUCAACUUUCAGUGUGGACAAAACAGGCAGCAAACCUUCAACUUAUUACUGAGAUCGUUUGCACAAGCUUCCAUCCUGCGGCCAGAAUCUGAGAGUAGUGAGGCUCCCGGGGGUGGCAUAGUGACCAGAGCCCAGAAGCCUCCAGGGCGCGCCGGGGUACCUCAGGACGCACUGGCCGUACAUUUGACCCCUCGGUCACUUGUACAGCGUCAGUCUCCCAAGGAAGCGGCGGCGGCGGCCUUGGAGCGUGACACCGCCUCACGGAUGGUGACGGGCGGCGUCAGGGCCACCAAGAACUCUUGGCCCUGGAUGGCGCUGCUGGGGGAGAGGAAUGGUGGGAGCAACACGUGGUUCUGUGCAGGAGUGUUGAUCAACGACCAGUGGGUACUCUCAGCUCUCCACUGCCUCACCCAAGCCACUAAAACAGUUCAAGUUGUUCGUCUCGGCGAACACGACUAUAAUGACGACAACGACGGAGCAGCUCACGAAGAUUUUGGCGUAGCGGAGUCCAUCUUGCAUCCCGAGUACUUGUUCCCACAGAGCUACCACGACCUGGCACUCAUCAAGCUGGACCGCAAGAUUGUCUUCAAG
Molecule: messenger RNA, 1171 nt
Organism: Procambarus clarkii (red swamp crayfish)
Lineage: Eukaryota; Metazoa; Arthropoda; Malacostraca; Decapoda; Cambaridae
Source: RefSeq, a predicted model, not a curated record